Molecule: messenger RNA, 1571 nt
Organism: Drosophila serrata
Lineage: Eukaryota; Metazoa; Arthropoda; Insecta; Diptera; Drosophilidae
Gene: upd2
Product: unpaired 2
Biological process (GO): cell surface receptor signaling pathway via JAK-STAT; embryonic development via the syncytial blastoderm
Source: RefSeq, a predicted model, not a curated record
GCAACUGGAGCUGCCACAGCCGGCAGCUACUGCUGGUCAUCAUGAUCCUGGCCGCCGUGAUGCCCCUGCCCCAGGCCCGGCAUCCGGAUCAGGUGGCUCUGGACUAUGCCUACGAUGAGGAUGCCUCGGGGCGUUCCUCCUCGUCAGCCGCCUCAUCAAGCGAGGGUCUGCCCCACUUCAAUGUGAAUCCCUACCACGGCCUGGUGGAGAGCUUCGGCGAGGGCAGCUACGACAGUGACCUGAGCCUGAGCGAGAGCAGCUACGAGGAGAUCACCCAGGCGGCCAUCCGGGCGGCACGCCGCGAGAUGCGACGCCAGAGGACGCGUCAUGCCCGCAGUCACAACCUGCGGCUCUUCACCGGCCCCCUGCCCCAGGUCCCGGAGUGGGAGAAUCCCUGCGGUGGCAGCUACAAUGCCGACAGCGAGAGCUCCAGCGAUAGUUCGGGCCAAGGACGAGUGAUUAAGCGCAAGUACCUGGAGAGCCUGAGGAACGUGGCGCGUAGCGAGUACCAAGACAUCAGCCGUCGCGCCAACCAGGAGUACGUCGACUUCCAUUACUGGCCGCACGAGUACAAGUUCCUGCCGAACAUGACGAAGCCCACAACAGCGGUGAAGCUCAAGACCUGGUACCGCCACAUCCAGACAUUUGUCGGCAGCUUUGCGUAUUUGGGGCGGGCGCAGUACAAGUUCCUCAAGGAGCAUCAGCGCGGCCUCAAGGGGGCCGAUGAGCUGCACGACCUCCUGGUUAGCGCCCGGUAUAUGCUCUGCGAGAUCGAGACGACCAUCAACUCGUCGUAUCCGAAUAGCAAUGGAGCCAAGCUGAGCCGGGUGAGCCGGGAGGCGAUGCAGGAGCGGCUCAAGUUCUACACGCCCGCCGAUGGCAGUGCGGAGGCGGAUAUGCGGGACCUCAAGGCCAGCAAGGAGCUGUAUAUUCAGUAUCUGGAGAAUGUCUACAAGACGCUGCACAAGGCCCUGCGUCGCCAUCGUCGUCGCAAUAGUGCGGAGCGUUUGCAUGCGGCACCAUUCCAAGGAUCAUCACCAGGAGCGGCAGCGGCAGCAGCGGCGGCAGGAGCGAGCAGUCAGCGGACGGGAAGUUCGGAAAUGGUCGACCUGGGCGGCUCCUCCAAUGGGGCGGGCAUCAGUUCCGGCUCCGACUGCGGAUCCGCCGAGUGCUGAGACACAACUAGAACUAGAAACAGAAUCGGAAACAGAGUCCACAUCAUGCCGCUCCAGUAUUAUGGCGAAUGCUGCACCAGUUCCAGGUCCAGGUCCAGGUCCAGGUCAGAGAUCAGCAGCAUUCGCCGCCUGCAAGCCAAAAAGAGGAAAUCCACGUCCAGACAGGGAGAGAACGAAGAAUUUUUGUCGAAUGCCAUUUUAGACACGUACUUUAGGAUUUAUUUAUUUAUUGAGUAUUAGGACGAGAGAGAGAGAGCACCUUCCAUUCCAACUUGCCACAACAUUUGCGCGGUAUCAAGCCACUCCAUCCCAGUUCCCUCCAUACCCUCGACUAUUUAUUUCCCAUUUAGAGAGUAUUCCCUAUCCCAUUUUCCACCUUUCCACCUUUUUUUUCUC